Messenger RNA from Boleophthalmus pectinirostris (great blue-spotted mudskipper), 2117 nucleotides. RefSeq names its product CDK2 associated cullin domain 1 (gene cacul1). Gene Ontology annotation, biological process: ubiquitin-dependent protein catabolic process. Lineage: Eukaryota; Metazoa; Chordata; Actinopteri; Gobiiformes; Gobiidae. Gene Ontology annotation, molecular function: ubiquitin protein ligase binding. The record is from RefSeq and is a predicted model, not a curated record.
UUGUCGCAAAAACAGCGAGCGGAGUGAGGCGAUCAGAGAUGCACCAUAAAGGAGCCUGACACUUUAUAUGUUUUGCGUUUUAAGAUUGUCGUAAUGUUUCUUUGAUUUAGGGUGUAAAUAGCUUAAGGCAUAGGGACAAGAUGGAUGCUAUGGAGGAGGACAGUUUGGACAUAAAAGACGAUCACAACCACAACUACUGUGCUAGCAGCAGCAGGGACGCUAGAUUUAUGAGAGGUCCGCCGAGAGCGGGGGCUCCGCAGCCCCUGUGUGUCCCGGAGCCGGCGGGCAGCAGCAGGGGGAAGGUUCGCUGUCGCACUGCGGGAUCUAAGUUUAUGGACUCGGAUUCAGGCAGCGAGAGCAGCGAACUGAGUGAGGAGUGCUCCGCGGCUCCUCCGGCGGCUGGAGAGGGCAAGUUUAGCCUCGACUGUGCCUCAAAGUUCCUCAUGAAUUCUAUGGCCAUAGAGGAUUACCAAAAGAACCACUGGCCAAAUCUGGAGAAGGCUAUUGACCGUCUCCUAAUCCAGAACCCAACAGACCAUAUCUCUGUGUCUUAUGCGCAAAUUUACAGUUAUGUCUACAAAUGUGUGUGCCAGCAGCAUUCAGAGCUGCUUUACCGAGAUUUGACAACUAAAAUAUCCAAUCACCUGCAGCAUGUUUCUACACAGUUAUAUACCAGCACGGCAGAAACAUUUAUUGAGGACUUUGAUACAGUGCUGUCUCAGUACAUAGCCUCCCUUCAGUGCAUUGUCCCUGUAUUUAUGUACUUGAAUAAAUUUUACAUUGAGUCAAAGCUCAACAGAGAUUUAAAAGAAGAUUUGAUGAAACUUUUUGCUGAACAUGUUGCUGAGAAACAUAUCAACACAUUGAUGCCUCUCCUCAUCAAAGCUCACGCCAUGCCUUUCCAAGUGCAGCCUUCAACAAUGGCCAGUGUUGUCAAAGGACUCUACAGCCUCCGACCCGAGUGGGCUCAGUUUGCUCCAGCUCUUUUCUCUGGUUUUAUUCCUCAAAUCCACCCUCCUGCUAAAGAGUCCCUCCUCCCAGACUAUGCAGCUCAUGACCAGAAACUGCAGAUGGAGCUCUCGAUGAACGGAUUCCCACGUGGGGACAGAUCAAGAAAACGAGCCAGUGAAGAUUCCUGAUGAGCAUUACUAAUAUUUUGCACAAAUCAAAAACAAUUUUGCAUACACCUUGGUACUUUUAACUUUAAUACUGGAAAAAAAAAUCCCAUAAAAAAUAAAAACAUGCAUGAGCUUCUAGUAAUAAAAAAUAGGACAUUCCCUUUGUUCCAAAAUAAAAAAGGAAAAUGAAAAUCCCAUAGUAGAGAGGUUUCUAAAGAGCAUCUUGGGUAUUUUCAAGCCAAGGUCUAUGUAAACUUGAAUAUAUUGUGCCACCUGGAUUUUUACAACAUGGCUUCUUGAUAUAUGAACACAACUUAACUCAAUUUGUACCACUGUGAAAAGUGUAAUGCUAAGACUAACCUUGUGUAGAAAUCAUGUUUUAAAAUCUAUUUAUCUAAGGUUGUUCAGUGAUGGCGUUUGUGGGCUGCUGCCAUUUCCAGUUCUCAUUUGACGAGUGCCUUUAGGGUGUCUGUGUGAGCAGAACCCAGAGAUGGGUAAUUCAUUUAACACUGAACUGUCUUGUGUUAUUUUGUCGAGUCCAAGGCUCAUUCUUGCUGCUAAUAAUGCAACUCCAGACUAAUCCCAUAAACCGUUGUCUCAUGUCUUUAUCAAACAUUUCCCGUUGCCUUUUUUGAUAACCUUCAAUUUCCUGAGCCAAAAACUUCAUUGUAACCUCUCCUAUAGGUUUACAAACCACUGAAACAUUGUUUUGUAGAAGGUUUAGCUUGCUGUUUGACCCAUAUUCCAUUCCCCCCACAUUAUGUUAAAGUAUUGCUUUGAUAUUCUGAAUAUGCAAAUAUCAAGUACUUUGUCAUUGCCUCUUAACAUGUACAGCCUGUUCAUAAUGUAAAUAGUUUGUCUUUGUCACAAUGCUGUAGGUGAAUGAUACAAGGCUUUGCACUGUUUUAAGUGUAACUAAAAGCUCUGUCCGUGGGCGGCUAAAAUGGUUCUUCUCACUGUCUUAUGUUAAAGCUUUUUCAAUUAAAAUGAUUUCAUUAA